AUGGGGGUGAGGAGCGCAGGGGAUAUGAAGGUGGAGACAUCUGCCUGGCAGGUUGUGCCCGUGGCAGGCAGCAGUGGCCCUGCAGGACGAGCGGAGGAUGCCGGCACCAGGGGCAGGCUGGCAGGGAGCAGGGCAGGCAGGCAGGGAGCGGGCAGAGCCGCCCUCACGCCACCAGCCCCACAAGAAAAGUACUACACAGCCCUGGUCAACGGAGACCUGAAAAGCCUGGAGGUGCUGACCGACAGAUACUAUAAGGACGUCAACCUGGUGUUUGAGAUCAGUAAAAACGAGAUGGAGUGGCAGGUGAAAAGCCAAUCAUCUUAUGGACUCUCAGGGCUGUGGUCGCUGGAGUACAAGCAGGAGCUGACCACCCCACUGUGCAUCGCCGCCAGCCGUGGCCACGCUGCCUGCCUGCGUCACCUCCUGCUGCGACGUGCCGACCCCGACCUGGCCCCAGGGGGCCGCGCACCCCUGCAUGAAGCCUGCCGGGGGGGGCACACGGCCUGCGUGGAGCUGCUGCUGGAGCACAAGGCAGACCCCAACCUGCGGAGCGACGAGGGGCUGGCCCCGCUGCACCUCUGCACUACCCGCGACUCCUUGGGAUGCGCCAAGCUGCUGCUGAGACAUGGUGCUGCCGUCAACCUGCCCAGCGAGGAGGCCGGUGAGACGGCGCUGCACGUGGCGGCGAGGCACGGCCUCUAUGACCAUGCCCACCUCUAUCUGCGGCACGGCGCGCGGGUGGAUGCCCGCAGCGUGCGGGAGGAGACGGCCAUGGGCGUCCUCUGCAGCCACGCGCCCGGCACCACCGGCAGUGACGACGAUGACCUCCUGCGGCUCUGCCGGCUGCUGGCCGCCCAUGGCGCCGACCUGGACGCCCGCGACGAGGGGCACCGGAGCCCCCUGCAUAAGGCGUGCAGGGCUGCCAACUCCACCCUGGCGCGGUUCCUGCUGCGGCGUGGGGCCGACGUCAAUGCCAUUGACUAUGACGGGCUCUCGCCGCUGGGCUGUGCGCUGCAGGCUGCGGCCUUCCGCAGGGAGCGCAGGCCGCACCAGGCUGUGCAGCUGCUGCUCAACCACGGGUCGCAAAAAAUAUGGCCCCCCGCCUUCGCCAAGGUGCUCAAGUCCUGCGCGGCCGUGCCAGAGAUCAUUGAAGUCCUCAUCAACUCCUACUCACAAAUCCCUGUCUCUGAGAAGUGGGCCGAGGUCGUGCCGGAGGAGGUGAUGCAGCAACACCGGCUAUUCUACGAGUCCUUUUUCCGGCUGUCGGGCACAGUCCGGUGCCUGCAACACUUGUGUCGCUUCGCCAUUCGGAAAAAGUUUGGCAACAAAUGCCACUGCCUGAUCCCCUUGCUGCCUGUGCCCAAGCCCUUGCAUGACUACCUGCUGCUGGAGCCUGAAGGAGUCGUGUUUUGA
This is a messenger RNA of Cygnus atratus (black swan), 1413 nucleotides long. It is a transcript of the gene ASB18, whose product is annotated as ankyrin repeat and SOCS box containing 18. The record is from RefSeq and is a predicted model, not a curated record. Gene Ontology annotation, molecular function: transmembrane transporter binding. Lineage: Eukaryota; Metazoa; Chordata; Aves; Anseriformes; Anatidae. Gene Ontology annotation, biological process: intracellular signal transduction; neuronal action potential; negative regulation of delayed rectifier potassium channel activity. Gene Ontology annotation, cellular component: axon initial segment; membrane; synapse.